Medioppia subpectinata is the source of this 438-nucleotide messenger RNA. The record is from the annotation of a GenBank genome assembly. NCBI's taxonomy places the organism in Eukaryota, Metazoa, Arthropoda, Arachnida, Sarcoptiformes, Oppiidae.
AUGCGUAGAGAAAUUUGGGCCAAAGUGUUGAUCAAAUCCAAUGAAAUCGCCAGUGAAUUAAAGGAUGCGAAACAUGGCAUCAAAAUGGGACAACAGAUUGACGGAUGCGAUGAUGCAGUUAAUAACUUGGACCGGGAUUGGGACGGGUCGCCAGUGAACUACACGUGUUAUAAUCCUCAGUUACCUUUACCAGUAUUGCCUCACAUCAAGAGCAUCGAGACAUGCGAUCCCAUUCCCGAUGGAUAUUAUCCUCAACACCAUUGUAUUGCUGAACAAAUUGUGUACAACGAGACGCUCACCACUUAUGGAGACCACAGACCUCUUUGGCCAGUGUUUGGCGAAUAUAAAUUUGUUCCCAAACAGCGAUGGCUCCAUAAUAUCGAGACUACGAGCGCUGGUCACCAGUUGUAUCCGAAAGCAUAUCAUAACGCCGUAUAA